GACUCAUCUUAACUUGAUCAUCCCGCAAUUAAGCAAGAGUAGCAUUUUCUCUGUAUUGUAAUAAGUUAAUUAGCUUCCAAAAAUGGCACGCUCAAACAUUUUUAAUCUCAUUGCUCUUGCUUUUAUUGGUGUUCUUCUCAUUGCUUCUCUCGUCUCAGCUUGCGAACUUGCUGAUAAUACCGUAGCUCAGGACAAUGCACAGGUUUCCGGGUAUGGGCACGGCCGAUAUGACCACGGACAUGGUGGAUAUGGGCAUGGGCACGGUGGAUAUAGAAAUGGGCAUGGUCACGGAGGCCGACACCGUGGAAGGCCUGGUCACGGUGGUCACCCUAAAACUGAAGUUGAAAAUUAAUGACAUGGAAUUGAUGUCUUGCAAAUCUAUCUAGCUACUUAAUUAAGCUUUUGAAUUCUCAGGAAUAAUGGUGUCUAGAAAUUAAUGUGUACCAUUAAUUUGGGUCUGCAGGUUUAUUUUGAUAAUAAGAAUAGUGUACUUGGGUUUGAAAAUAUCAGUUCGAUUUCUUUAUGAUCAUCUUAAUUUGUAA
Molecule: messenger RNA, 542 nt
Organism: Mercurialis annua (annual mercury)
Lineage: Eukaryota; Viridiplantae; Streptophyta; Magnoliopsida; Malpighiales; Euphorbiaceae
Product: cold and drought-regulated protein CORA-like
Exons: 3
Coding region: 83-352 (89 amino acids)
Source: RefSeq, a predicted model, not a curated record